CAACAAGAACGGGUGAGGUACUCGAAAAUAGCAGACUGCACGAUAUCAUAGAGUCGUAUUUAUUUUCGUUUAUUUCGGAAAGGUUGUAUUUUUUUAUAUAUAUACAACAAACAGUACUCGGAUUUCCCAUUCUAAAACCGUAAAGGACCUUGCAGUUUCCAAAGAGUAGCUCGUAAAACAAUUGGGGGUUUUUUCUAGACUAUUUGAGUUUUUUAAUCAGAAGAAUUUCCGUAAUGUUAAAAAAUUACUUUAUCAAAAGGCGCCUCUUCUCGACUACAGCCUUUACAAGGUUUCAAUUUUCGAAAAUCGUUUCCGAGCCUCCAAGUAGUUUUGAACCGCGAGACAAUGCUUUUAUGAAUGAAUUAGAAAAAGAGAUGCAUCAAAGCAAUGUCAGCUUGAAUCUCAUGUUAGAGCAUAGCAAGGUUCGCCAAUACUACAGAAAAGCGGCUUAUGAACUCCCGUCCCUUACUAUGUAUGCGGAACCCUACCAACAAAGAAAUGCCAACCAGGUUCUUACUUUUGAAUCUCCUAUUCAAAUGUCGUCUACGGCAACUCCAAUUUCAAAGGUUGUUCUCAAAUUCAGUGUUGAGAAUCUUCCCAAUUUGGAACAAAAUGAGCGCCAUGUACUAAAACUCCUAGCUGGUGCUAGGUAUAAUCCUGAAACUGAUCAAGUAAAAAUGUCAUGCAACAAAUACCCCUCCUCUCUGCAAAACAAGCUCUUUCUUGCUGAAACCCUGAACACUUUGGUUUCCGAAUCAAAGCGCUUAAAAGCAAAGUUUGCGGAUAUACCCUUAGAUACCCGACAUAUAAAAAUGAAAAAGCAUGAGAAACGCUUUCCGAAACACUGGCUAGAACAGUAUCAGCAAAUGAGUACAAAGAAAGAACAAUAAUAACAAGAUGAACUUGUCUACCAGCUACUGAAUCUCAUUUCACAUAAUAAAAUUGAUAUCCAUGAGUAUAUAUUUAAGCAUA
Molecule: messenger RNA, 972 nt
Organism: Schizosaccharomyces cryophilus OY26
Lineage: Eukaryota; Fungi; Ascomycota; Schizosaccharomycetes; Schizosaccharomycetales; Schizosaccharomycetaceae
Product: ribosomal protein subunit S24
Exons: 2
Coding region: 234-890 (218 amino acids)
Biological process (GO): mitochondrial translation
Cellular component (GO): mitochondrial small ribosomal subunit
Molecular function (GO): structural constituent of ribosome
Source: RefSeq, a predicted model, not a curated record